AUGAUAGACGGUAGUACCACCGGAAGGAAUAAUGAUGGAUGGGCGAUUGCCGUGGUGAUUUCUCAACUGCUUUUGAGCAGAAUGGUAGUGGCGCGAUCUGCAGAGGUGUUUGAUCAUCUUCGAGCACGAGCAGAUGCAGAAUCGCUAACAGAGACGGUUUCCGGAUUUACAUCUGUCGGUACCAGCGACCUUGUCACAGAGUCUCUUCAACCAGCUGCGAUAACCCGAACAGCCGCCAACACAUCGCAAGAUGUAUCUCCCACUAACAUCGGACAAGCGACUGAUAUUGGGACUAUCGCUACAGAUACCCUAUCCUCAAAUCAGGUGGCGGUCACUUCUGCCUUUACACCGCAAACUGUGGCAGCUUCACAAGAUGCGACGGAUAUUCCUGAGCUUUCUGUCGGAGCAGAUGGGACCUUAUACUGGCAGCAACCUGCCUUAGUAGCUAGUCAACAGUCUGAUGCGUCGGGAGCGGCAGAGACGAGCGUGGAGAUGUCAAAUGCUGCUCCUGUGACAUCUCUCCCUGCCACACUUGCAGUUAAGUCCACGGCGAGCGUACAGCCAAGCGUUAUUUCCGAGACAGCGAAAACACCCACAACUUCAGCCCCUCAAAUUCGAACCACAGUAGUCAUUGUUGCCACCGAUCCCGACUCUGGUAAUGAGACGUCUGCUGUGUCUAUCUCGGAUGUCCAACUGUCAUACUCGGCUUCCCAGACCCUAGCAGAUGGGGGCUCGUUGACUUUACAAGUUGCAUCUAGAACCGUAUUAAGCUCGGCAGUUUCUUCAUCUUUGACCGGAAUCACCAGUUCAGUUGCUUCCCGUUCUGCAAUACUCGACUUUAGCGAUGUCAGCAUUACUUCAAGGACAGGAGCUAUUGCAACUUCUUCUGGUAGUGCUUCGCAUUUGGCAUCGGCUUCAAAUGUCAAUAAUGGUGGAGUGAUCGCUGUUGAGGACGAUGAUGAGACUAGUAUGGCAUCGUUCAAAUCGACGACGACGGCAGCCACAAUAAAGACUUCUGCUUCGAAUUACAAACUUACCGGGCCAUCUUCAACCUCAGCUGAAUCGUCCGAAUCCAUAGAUGAAUCUUUAGUUUCAGCUUCCUCGAGCGCUACUACUCCCACGUCUGCUGAUGACACGGUUUUUUCCUUACCAUCCGACACCACUAUCGUUUCUGAUGGCGUCACCCUCACUGGCCAAGACGCUGUGGCUGCCCUUGCGGCUGAGAAAACUAGUACCGCGAGCGCCGCAGCGACGACGAUGACAACUUCUGAGAGUAGUGGAUUGAGUUCGAUAGCGAUUGUCGGUAUUGUCGGAGGUGUUUUAGUGGCUCUCAUCGUUAUAUAUUUGAUCUGGUACCAAUGGCGAAAGAAACGCGCUCGCAAAGCACUUGGUGAAGAGACUCCUGAUGAUCCUGACAUCCCGGACGAGAAAUAUCCCGACCGCCUCACUCGGUCUUCGUUUGGCGCUGAUGAGCCGAUUACCCCUGCUUCUUACAAGCGUCGCAGGACCGAUCAUUACGAUGAUGAUUACGAUGCUACAAUGUACGACCCCGAGACAUACUAUGAUGACCGAAUGACUAGAGCGCCGACAGAUUAUGAAGGGGAAUACGAUUAUGAUGGUGGCGGGAGAACGAUCGCUGGCGAUAAGAUUGCCCCUGACGGGAGGACAGAGUAUGGGUUGACACAGUAUGGCGAUGGUAUGACGGCUGUCCUCGCAGACAGCAUGGCCACUGGUGUCCUACCCACUUCGCGCACAGUGCAAACCGGCCAAGGUGAUAAUCCCUUUGUCCCGGUACCCCCUGUUCCACGAUUGCCAUCUGUGUACACCAGCCCGAAGAGCACCACAGUCCGCGUAGCGAACGACAACCUAUCCCAAGCACCUGCUCAUACACAGAUGGCAUACGACCGGGAUACAGGAUAUGGUAUGAGCAUAUAUGACGCAUACGGUGGUCCUGAUUCAAGGCCCCAGACGCAGUUUUCGGAGCCAAGCACAUCCAACCUUUUACCGUGGUUCAACAAAGGUUCACAGACUCCCGCUCCACCCGUCCCGCCGGUGCAUUCUCAACACACAAACAACCAAGCGGCUGGUGGCCCUCACACGCUUCCUCAGCCGCCUCGGCCUAAUGGGGAAAAUGGACUAGGGGCCCAACAGAUGAUGGGUAUGCCAAUGCCAUUGAAAAUGCAGAUGCAGAUGCAAAUGGAUGAACAUGAGCCGAUGAGGGCGCCGCCGAGAGCUGUGAUGGCACAGACACCGUUACCUGUUGGGGCUCCUAUGAAGUUUGAGAGCGAGCUGGAUAGAGCGCCGAUACCCACCUUCCGCUGAAAGGUGUGUAAAAGGUGUAUGUGUAUUGUAGAAUGUGGGAAAUGGAACAGCCGUGAAAAGUAGGGCAGAAGCAGGCUGCGUUGCCUUUUUUUUUUUUCCUCUGAUA
This is a messenger RNA of Cryptococcus deneoformans JEC21, 2428 nucleotides long. RefSeq lists its product as hypothetical. Lineage: Eukaryota; Fungi; Basidiomycota; Tremellomycetes; Tremellales; Cryptococcaceae. The transcript has 6 exons. The record is from RefSeq and is a predicted model, not a curated record. Bases 1 to 2322 code for a protein of 773 amino acids.